CCGCCCCGGAAGGACGCGCCGGCCGGGCUGAAAAGGCAGUGGCAGCAGUAGUGUCCGCGGAGUCGUCGGAGGCGGGGUGCUGGCCAUGGGGAAGGAGCAGGAGCUGCUGGAGGCCUCCCGCACUGGGAACCUGCCCGCUGUGGAGAAGCUGCUGUCGGGCAAACGCCUCAGCUCGGGCUUCGGGGGCGGCUCAGGGUCCUCAGGGGGCGGCGGCUCCGGCGGAGGCGGAGGAGGAGGAGGCAGCGGAGGAGGCAGCAGCGGUCUCUCCAGCCUCCUCAGUAUAUGGAGAGGACCAAAUGUGAACUGUGUUGACAGCACUGGGUACACUCCACUGCAUCAUGCUGCUUUAAAUGGUCACAAGGAUGUUGUGGAGGUUCUGUUGAGGAAUGAUGCGUUAACCAAUGUGGCUGAUUGCAAAGGCUGCUAUCCUCUUCAUUUGGCAGCUUGGAAGGGGGAUGCUGAGAUAGUGAAGCUGCUAAUACAUCAGGGACCAUCCCAUACGAAAGUGAAUGAGCAGAAUAACGACAAUGAGACGGCGCUGCACUGUGCAGCUCAGUAUGGACAUACAGAAGUGGUGAAGGUUCUCCUGGAGGAGUUGACUGACCCUACAAUGCGCAAUAACAAGUUUGAGACUCCUCUCGAUUUGGCUGCACUCUAUGGCAGAUUGGAAGUAGUGAAGAUGCUGCUCAAUGCCCACCCCAAUCUAUUAAGCUGCAACACUAAGAAACAUACACCUUUACAUCUGGCAGCUAGAAAUGGUCAUAAAGCAGUAGUACAUGUUCUCCUGGAUGCAGGCAUGGAUAAUAAUUAUCAGACAGAAAAAGGCAGCGCUUUGCACGAAGCUGCUUUGUUUGGUAAAACAGAUGUGGUCCAGAUACUGUUAGCUGCAGGCAUUGAUGUGAAUAUAAAGGAUAACAGAGGUCUGACUGCUUUGGAAAUUGUGAGGGAGCUUCCAUCACAGAAAAGUCAACAAAUAGCAUCUUUGAUUGAAGACUGCACAACAGGGAGGAAAGCAGCUAAAGUUGAAGAAAAGACCAUGCCAGCAUUAGCUACUUCUACUGAAACUUCAGUUCAGUUACCCCAAGGAAACAUGGAAAAAGCAGUGACAGAAUUGAUAAUAGAUUUUGAUGGGAAGCCUGAGGAGUGUCCAUAUGAAGUCUUGUACAAUGCAACAUCUUGCCAUUCUUUGGACAGCCUGGCAAGUGGAAGAUCUUCAGACAGAGACUCAGUGAACAGGGAGGCGGAGAUGACCAGUGUUAGAGUGAGGCCUAGAGAACGCCCACCUCCCCCUGCUAAGCCUCCCCCCGAUGAAGAGGAAGAACAUGUAGAAAAGAAGCAGAGUAUAUCCUCUAAAGGCUUGGUCACCAAGAGAAAGAGCCGAGGAAGCACAGCUGAUGAAGAAGAGGAGCAUCCUUAUGAGCUGCUGCUAACAGCAGAAACUAAAAAACAUACUACAGCAGACAAAAAAACAAAAGGUGAAUUAUCAUCAGGUGCUGGCAGCGGUGUCCAGACACAGGCUUGGCCACGAAAAGGUCCAUCUUCCCAAGAUAGCCAGUGGCCACUCAGUUGCCAAGCUUCUUCUGAGUUUUCUUCUAGCCAUUCUGAGCAAUAUCAAAGCCCUGAACCUCAGUUGGUGGAGAUGCCAAAAGACGAAAGCCGGAGCAGCAGUAACCACAGCCAAGCAGAUACUCAGGACGUCCCAGUAUUGGAUCAAUUCUCAGGUCUGCUACAUGGUUCUUCUCCGGUGUGUGAAAUAAAUGAGGACCCUUUUAGACUUAUUUCUGCUGUGGGCAAAGGAAGUACAGAGCGGACUGCUAUGCAGCUGGAAGAUGUUGAGGCAUCUGAAUCAGCACAGACUAGCACGGCAGAACAAAAUAAAGUGGUCUAUUCAACCAUCCGUCAUAGCUGUGACAACAAGUUGGACCCUGAAACUUUAGCGCAUCCUCAUUUGCCACAGCACCCUGGUGGUGCUGAUGAAGGAGACAAGAGCAGUGUUGUGGGCAGAGCUCAUCCAGGAGGCAAGCCCAGAGCAGAACUCAAGCUUAGCCGUAGCUUGUCAAAAUCAGACUCUGACCUUUUGACCACUUCACCAACAGAAGACGACACUAUGGGGAGCAGAAGUGAAUCCCUUUCCAAUUGUAGUGCUGGGAAAAAAAGACUUGAAAAAUCACCUUCAUUUGCUUCAGAGUGGGAUGAGAUUGAGAAAAUCAUGAGCUCCAUUGGUGAAGGCAUUGACUUCUCUCAGGAGCAGCAAAGGAUGUCAGGUUCGCGGAUGCUGGAGCAGAGUGUUGGGGAGUGGCUGGAAUCCAUCGGUUUACAGCAGUAUGAGAGCAAACUGCUUCUCAAUGGCUUUGAUGAUGUCCGCUUCCUGGGCUGUAAUGUCAUGGAAGAUCAGGACCUUCGGGAGAUUGGGAUUAGUGACCCACAGCAUCGCAGAAAACUUCUACAGGCUGCACGUUCCCUGCCUAAGGUGAAAUCCUUGGGCUGUGAUGGAACUCAGCCUUCUGUUCCUGCCUGGCUGGACUCCUUGGGGCUACAGGACUACAUACAAUCAUUUCUAUCAAGUGGCUACAGCUCUAUAGACUCAGUGAAAAACCUCUGGGAAUUAGAACUAGUAAAUGUGCUUAAGGUAAAUCUUCUUGGGCAUCGCAAACGUAUAAUAGCCUCUCUGGCAGACAGACCAUAUGAGGAACCCCCACAGAAACCCCCACGGUUUUCUCAGCUAAGAUGCCAGGAUUUGAUAUCUCAAACAUCCUCACCCCUGAGCCAAAGUGACUCUUACACAGGGAGGUCAGCAGAUCUCCUGUUACCUUUGGGGGAUGCUGGAAAGAAGAGACAUGAGAGCAGUCAUGAUACUGCUUCUUACCCCAGAACAGAGAGACUCAAGGCACAGGAAGAACGCCGUGAAUCCAAACUUACGCUCAGACCCCCAAGUCUGGCUGCUCCUUAUGCUCCUGUCCAACAUUGGCAGCACCAACCAGAAAAACUUAUAUUUGAGUCUUGUGGGUAUGAAGCCAAUUAUUUAGGAUCCAUGUUAAUCAAAGAUCUUCGAGGGACAGAAUCAACACAGGAUGCCUGUGCAAAAAUGAGGAAAUCCACGGAACAUAUGAAGAAGAUCCCAACAAUAAUAUUAUCUAUCACUUACAAAGGAGUAAAGUUCAUAGAUGCAUCUAACAAGAACGUUAUUGCUGAACAUGAAAUCCGGAACAUUUCCUGUGCUGCCCAGGACCCAGAAGAUCUUUGUACAUUUGCCUAUAUCACCAAGGACUUGCAGACUAGCCACCACUACUGUCAUGUGUUCAGUACCAUUGAUGUGAAUCUAACAUAUGAAAUCAUUUUGACAUUGGGACAAGCAUUUGAAGUAGCCUACCAGCUGGCUCUCCAAGCUCAAAAAUCAAAACCUCCAGGUGCUUUGACAGCUGAAACGAUAGAAACAAAAUCUUCAAAACCAGUGCCUAAGCCUCGAGCCAGCAUGAGGAAAUCAGCAGUGCCGCUCCCUCCUGAUAAUCGCUGUUGUUACUGUCACACCUGUACUACACACCGUCCCUCCUAUCUGCCGCUGCAAUCUGUUAGUCAAGGAGCUAAGCUGGAGCCAUCUGAAGUGGACCAAGACUCACAGUCUCAUGCUAGUGUGUCUUGGGUAGUAGAGCCCAAGCAGGAUACCAAGAGGACCCUCAGCACUAAGUAUGAGACUACUAUCUUCUGAAAACAAAUCCUGCAUCCAUCCAGUCUAACUGUGCCUUUGCAGUCUGAUCUGUCUCCUGUUCUAAACCCCUCCUUGCUCCCAUUGCUGGCACUAAGUGUGGUACCAUGCAAGGCAACAACACUAGGAUACCAUAGACUAAACAUCUUUUUGUAUCUGAUUUUUACUGAACACUGUGAAUUCUCCUAAUGGGAACAAGGUUAACUCACUGAGAGAGCCACCUGUUUUAGAUGUCCAAGAGGUGGGAGAAACAAGUCUAUGGGAGUCAAGUAUGUGGAUUUGGGAAACCACCUGGUGUUUCUUGACUUUGUCUUCAUUUUGACACUGUGAAUUUGUGGGGUGAACCAACACUCCAUGGGCCUUUUCUAUUUAGUAUUCUUAUUCUUGGACUGUUCUACCAUUUUGGUCUCGUGUACAUUCUGUCGCAAUCUAGAUUAUACCUCCACACUGAGCCAUGGCCACAAACUGUUCCAACAAGUAGCACUCUUUUACCUAUAAUCUCAGAAGACGCUAACCACUGUGAUAAUACUUGCAAACCUCUUGCUCACCAUAUCCUAGCAUGGGAUCCUGCUCACAAUCUUUGCUGUCCCUGGAUAUUUGAAUGCAUGGUGUAAUGUAAGUCUUCUAAGCAAUAUGACUACUUCUAUUAAGCACUGUCUUUUUCUUAGGAGUCAGGCUUGGUAUAUGUUUUCAGCUAUCUGUUAUGUAUUUCUUGUCAUCUGCUUUAAUUUACUACUUGGCUUUUCUAUUCAAAAUAACCAAUCUGCUUGAAAAUAAUUUUGAAUCUCAUUUUCUGGACUCUGAUUAGAUUGUACCUUUUAAAGACACAUGUUGCUAAUUAUAAAUUAUGAGCCAAGACUGACAAUCAGGGCCUCAUACUGAGCCAGAAGUACAGAAAGAAAUGGGGUGGGGAAUUUUGCUGUAUUCAAAUACAGUUCCCCUAUAGAACCUCCUCAUAGUGAACUAUCAAAAUAUGUGCUAUUCAUCUACCUCCAAGCAGGCCAGUAGCCUUUUCUCUUUGGUCCCUCAUAUCUCUAAAACAGAAACUUUACUUAACUCCUUACUGAUUAUACAUAGAAAUUAAAUUUUUGAUCAUGAUCAGCAUUAGAUGCCAGGAUUAAGACCAAAGUCUUAUUCUCCAAACAGUUAGCUUGGAUAUUAUUACAGAGUGAAAACAAACAAUUUACUGGACAAAGACCUGAGGAAAAUUUCAUGCCUGUCUGUACUGAGAAAGAAAUCAUAGGGUCAGCUGUGAGACAGUUGUGGAUGAUGGUGAGUGAGGAAAAGCCUGAUGUUUGUCCACUGUCUCUAUAAUCAUUUUUAAGAGUGGCUUUCUAAACAAUUCCACUCCUAAGCACAGUUGUUUCAGGGAUAUUUCAUACUAUAUUUCAUUUUGUACAAGUACAUUAGACUCAGUUACUAGCAACAAAAUGUCUCAGCUUCUCAAGUAAUUCCUCUUCUCCAAGAAAGUUUUCAAAAUGGAGCUAUUGCAGUGAACCAAAACAUGAGGGCUCUUGGGACAGAAACUAAGACUGUAGAAAUAUACACCAUGUUAAGAGCAAGCAUAUACACACAUGAUUUCUUUUAUUGCUCCUAAAGAACUAGGCUGCUGGUCUUCAUUAUUUGGAUAAACAGGAUUAAUAAAAGAACUUGAGAGAUACUGCCAUAAUCAUUUGAGAGGUGGUUUCAAACAUCUUUGGGCUUGUGAUGCCCAGACUUUUAAGAAACUUAAAAGCAAAUUACUCUCCUCACCUGAAUAUUUAAAUCUUAUCAUCAGGUACCAUGCAACUCUUAAUAACGUAUGUAGGCAAUGUCAGUGCUCAGUUCUUCUGAAAAUCAGUAGUACAUGUGCCUUUUAAUGGUGUGCUAUCUAGCAAACAUCACAGCAGUUGGUUAUGAAUAGCCAUGUGGCUAUAGCAUACACAAAGCCAUAUCCCUAUCAACAUUUCCAUCACUGUAACCAUAAAGUUUCCUCAGUUGUUUUGUCUGAAUGAAAUCACUCCAUUCCUAUUUUUCUUUUAAUUAAUAUUGUCCCCCAUUCUGUUUGCCUUCUGCCAAGCUGAACUGCAGACAUCCACGUUGCACCAUGGAAAUAUAGUAAAGGGGCAGAUCCCUAAGAAGCAGUGGGACCCUGAUGGUACGAAGAUCAACACCCGGCUCUGGGAUGUGUCCUUGGCUGCUCAUUAAGGACUUCCAGAGUUGAGUGAAAAGGGAUUCCAGCCACAAGCUGACCAAAUUUUUUAAAUAUAUGUAUUUCUAGCAAGAGAAGUGAAACAUCUGAAGUUAAGAGACUUGAUGCCAUGUGCUAUAGAUUAAUGGGUAUUUUCAUACAGUGAUGUUGUAAAAUCCAUAGUUUCAGCAUAGCAUUGAAAGUUGAGAAUUCUAUCCACAAAAAGAAAACUCAAGAAUGCCUGUCUUACAGUAAAGGGUGAGAUGAUGCCCUCAUGUUAAACCAUUCACUUCAACAAGUUCCCUAAACUGCUGCAAUAUAAAUUUAUUUUGGAGGUACUGGCACCUAGAUGGAGAGCUGCAGUAAGCAUUAAGUGGGGGAGAGGGGAGGAUUAAAAUAACCAAUAUUUAACCCUGUGUAAUAGUUGAACAGAAACCUGAUACAAACCUGUUUUCAGUGCCGAUAAUUGUAUCACUGCAAUAUUUCUGUUCUGGUGAAAGGAUUUUCCCCCAGGCCUGUAUAUAUUGAUCACUGUAGCUCCUUUCAUUUCAUCCAUACACCAUAUUUUUUUUAAAAAAUGUGUUUGUGCCCUGAUGGUUUGACAUUUUUAAAGAAAUUUAUUCACAAUAAGCACUUUUUAUACUAGUUCAUAAUGUAAGUAUGCUUAGUAUAGCAAUUUCAGAAUACAGAAAAUGUGGAGAUAUUUUGGGCAUUAUGCUAUAUCACUUGGUUUCUUAUCCUACUCCACUCAUGAAUGACUGCUUCAAGCGGAAGCUGUGCUUAUAAUUAUGCUUCAUGUAUAGUAUCACAGUCUGAAACACUGGUUAUGCUUAUGGCUGUGAUGAAUGCAUCCUUCUGAACCCUAUCCAAGGAAAAGAAGAGGAAAUGCAAAUAGGUCUGCGGCAGAUGUGAUAGUUUGUGGUACCCUGCUACUGUGUUAAUGGCUUGUUUCAACUUUUCUUACUGCUGUAUCUUCAAGAUGUAAUUUAGUCUUAUUCCAGAUAGUGAAAAUUAAGGGCAAAACCCAGAUUGGUUCCAAAAGGCUUGGAUUUGGAAAUAAUUAUUGGAUGGAUUUUUUUUUUAAAAAAAAAUGACAUUCCUUUACAUGUAUAUAUGAGUGAUAUGCCAGCGUUCAUAUAAAUGUUGCUGCACUGGUAGAUCUUUUCUGAGAGAAUGUAAAAUGAAUAGUUUUGUUAUAAAGGAGGAAUUUUGGAACAUGGUGGCAGAUAUAGAUGGAAAAAUCUCCCAACAUGUUUCUUCUUGUAAUCAGGUGCUUCCUCUUUGAGUUUAGUAAUAUCUAAUGGCAUCUUCUCCUUAUACACUUUUACAGAAGACAAUCAAAGUCUUUCUGAACCUGACCUUUCUUAGGAAUUAGUUGUUAGAAUGUGCUACAAAAUCCCAUAAAGAGGCAAGACGAACACCGUAGAAGUUUGGAAACUUACCUCUUUAUGGGAUUUUGUAGCACACUGAAAAAAGUGCCCUAUAUUCCUGACACUAAAUGUGUUUUAAGGUCUCCUUUGAGAACACAAUUCCUAUUCUAGCACCAGCCUUUGCUGAAGUGGCAUCAUCUAUCAGCUGCUUUUGCCAAUGCUCCAUCUUUUCGCCUUCUGAAAAAGAAACCUUAUUUCUGUAGGCUUAUAUUUACCUUAAAUGGCGGCAGAAUGAGAACAUACUGUACAUAGUAAGUUGGAUGAAGGGUUACUUAUUUCUUGAAUGAGAAAUCACAUUACUAAACUCAAAGUCAUAUAAUAUUUUUCUCUGUAUGUGUUACAUACUACUGGCUCAUAGAAACUGGGUUUUAGACUUUCUUAGAUUAAGAGGAAAGUCUUAUUUGAAUUUAAGGUACAUUACAAUUCUGCCCAGCCCCCUUCCAGAAAAGAAAUUCUAGAGCAGCUUAGGUGGUGAGCUGUGCUGCUCUUGCAGACCAGAUACUGAAAGGUACCUCACCUUUUACAAUAAUUUCACUUGUGAAACUAAAAUAGUUUGGGUGAUACUUCACUCCUACAUUUGUCUCCUUUUGCAUGAUCAGUAUGAAUGUCUAUUAACAGGAUUUUCUUCUAUGCUUGUUCCUAAAUUGGGCAGGUAGAUUCUUGGUAGCAGGCAGUUUGGUUUACAGUGUAGACACUUUUUUGCUAAUUGUGAUGUAUGGCAAUGGGACUGAUUUGUAAUAAAAAUGUUAUUUGAUCUGGUCUUUGUAUUUUGAUACUUGAACUAUUUCCUUGUUAUAUCCUGUAUAUAAAAUUGUUAUCUGUCAUUUUUGUGGUACCAAACAUAACCAAUCUGUGCAACAACAUAGACUGACCUCACUACAACAAGGCGAGACUGUAAAUAUUCCUGGGCUUCCAGCAGUCGUUUUGUUGUUUGUUUUUCAUAAUUGUAUGACUUAGAACAGACUAAAUUAAUAAAAUUAGACAUCUCUGUA
Sceloporus undulatus (fence lizard) is the source of this 8295-nucleotide messenger RNA. It is a transcript of the gene ANKS1A, whose product is annotated as ankyrin repeat and sterile alpha motif domain containing 1A. The transcript has 26 exons. The record is from RefSeq and is a predicted model, not a curated record. The coding region runs from base 86 to 3706 and encodes 1206 amino acids. NCBI's taxonomy places the organism in Eukaryota, Metazoa, Chordata, Lepidosauria, Squamata, Phrynosomatidae. Gene Ontology annotation, molecular function: protein binding. Gene Ontology annotation, cellular component: cytosol.